This is a messenger RNA of Megalobrama amblycephala (Wuchang bream), 3102 nucleotides long. RefSeq names its product NACHT, LRR and PYD domains-containing protein 3-like. The transcript has 9 exons. Lineage: Eukaryota; Metazoa; Chordata; Actinopteri; Cypriniformes; Xenocyprididae. The record is from RefSeq and is a predicted model, not a curated record. Bases 216 to 2741 code for a protein of 841 amino acids. Gene Ontology annotation, molecular function: protein binding.
ACAGGAAUAUUGCAAAAAGAGUAGCAAAAGUCAAAGCGCCAGGAAUUGAACUUGUACUGCCAGAUCUGAGAGGUUGUAAGCGGCGACUUGAAGCUGUACAGCGAAACUGAAGUAAAGUGUAAAAAGAAAGAGAAAGAAAUUUCAGAGCCACUGUUCAACAUGAAGAGAAGAAAAAAGUGUCUACAAAUAUUGUUUGAGUAGUGAGUGAGUGAAGGAUGAUGACAUCUGUUGAUCAGCAUUGUGACUCACUAGAUGAGCAGGAAGAAGAAAAGCUGAAACACAAGGAAGACCAGAUGAGCAGCAGUGCUCACAGUGAAGUCAGUGUUGAUCUGAAUGCUCAGACGGGAGCAGCUGUAAAUGUUCCUGUACUCACUGGAAACAACAUCACAUCAGUGACCAUCAACUACAACACUGCAGGAAAUGCACCACAAAAAGCCUCAGAGAGACAGACGGAGAAGCACACAGUAGAACAAGGCUCAAGUGCAGAGGACAGUAAAGCUGCUCUUCAUGAGACCAGCCUCAGACUGAAGGACAAAUUAAAACAGGAGUAUGAACGAAUAUUGGUUGGUAAUUCUCAGACUGGUCAUCAGAAAUACCUGAACAAUAUUUACACUGAUCUAUAUGUGGUGGAGAAUGAGACUGGAGGAAUAGUGAGUGAGCAUGAGGUAAGACGGAUCGAAUUCAAACAAUUUGAUGCCAAGGACACACCGAUCCAGUGCAAUAACAUUUUUAAAGUCCACAAGGGUCAACGAAACAGAAGAGUGCUGACAAUGGGCAUCGCAGGGGUAGGAAAAACAGUCUCUGUCAAUAAAUUCAUCCUUGACUGGGCCAAAAGAACAGAAAAUCAGGAUAUUGCCUUAAUUUUCCCUCUUCCAUUCCGUAGACUGAAUUUGAUUAAAGAAGAGUACAGUCUUAUAGGACUUCUUAACAAAUACUUCUUUAGUAGUCCUGAAGAACUGCCCUUUCUUCCUGAUGGUGAUGGUAAAAUCAUGUUCAUCUUUGAUGGGCUGGAUGAGUGUCGCUUCCCUUUGAACUUUAAAGAAGAUGACGGAUUUACAGAUGUUCACAAAGAAACAACAGUGAGUAAGAUAGUUACAAGCCUGAUCAAGAGACAACUAGUUCCCUCUGCUCUUAUCUGGAUCACAUCCAGACCAGCAGCAGCCAGUCUGAUACCCCGAAACUACAUUGAUCUGGUGACAGAGGUGCGAGGAUUCAACGAUGAGCAGAAAGAGCAAUACUUCAACAAAAACAGCAGUCCUGAGGUUGCUGGAAACAUCAUCCGUCAUAUCAGGAAAUCCAGGAGCCUGUACAUCAUGUGCCACAUCCCCGUCUUCUGCUGGAUCUCUCUCACUGUUCUUCAGCCUCUACUGACUCGAGAGAGCAAGGACAAAACACCCACAACUCUCACAGGGAUGUACACAAGCUUCUUACUUACUCAGCAGCAACAGAUGACUGCAAAAUAUAGUGAUGACCCUGAACCUAAAGCCAAUGCCAGGUCUUUUGAUGAGAUUAUUCUAAUGCUUGGGAAACUGGCCUUUCAACAGCUGGAGAAAGGAAAUCUCAUUUUCUACAAAGAAGAUCUUGAGAAAUGUGGACUAGAUGUCAGUGAAGGGUCAGUGUUCUCUGGGUUAUGCACUCAGAUCUUUCAGGAGGAAAAAGCUGUUUCAGCAAGAAACAUUUACAGCUUCGUACAUCUCAGCAUCCAGGAAUUCCUUGCUGCUCUCUAUGUGUUUUUGAUUAGCAAAGAUGAGAAAGCAAAGCUACUUUUUCAAUCCCUGAGAGAAAAACUGACAUGGACACUGUCCAGAAAGACACUGUUUCAGCUUCAUAAGGGUGCGAUCAACAUGGCUUUACAAAGCGAGAAUGGACACCUGGACCUUUUCCUCCGGUUCCUCCUGGGUCUCUCUCUGGAGUCCAAUCAGAGUGACCUGAAGGAAUUAGUGCCAGGACUGGAACUCAAAACAGAGAACAUGAAAAACACUGUUGACUAUAUCAAAAAGAAAAUAGAGAAGGAGAAAUCAGUGGAGAGGACCAUCAACCUCUUCUACUGUCUGAGUGAACUGAAAGAUGACUUUGUGGAGGAAAUCCAGAAAAACCUGAGCUCAGGAAAUCUUUCAGAACAGAAUCUCUCCUCUGCUCAGUGGUCUGGUCUGGUGUUUGCGCUCCUGAUGUCAGAAGAGACUCAAGAGAAGUUUGAACUGCAGAAAUACAGAAGAUCUGAUGAAGCAGUAAUAAGACUGCUGCCAGUGAUCAAAAACACAAGAAAAGCACUGCUACAGUGCUGUAAUCUCACUGCUCAGUGCUGUAAGAGUUUGUCAUCAGUUCUACAAUCCUCAAACUUCCUGAGAGAGCUGGACCUGAGUAACAAUGACCUACAGGAUUCGGGAGUGAGGCUUCUUUCUGAGGGGCUAAAAAGUCCAAACUGUCAGCUGGAGAUAAUGAGAUUUUCCAUAUGUAAUCUCACUGCUCAGUGUUGUGAGAGUUUGUCAUCAGUUCUACAAUCAUCAAAUUCCUUCCUGAGAGAGCUGGACCUGAGUAACAAUGAUCUACAGGAUUCAGGAGUAAAGCUUCUUUCUGAUGGACUGAAGAGUCCAAACUGUCAGCUGGAGAUACUGAUGUUGUCUGGCUGUAUGGUUGACAGAGGAAGGCUGUGGUUAUGUGUCUUCAGCUCUGAGUUUGAACCCCUCACACCUGAGAGAGCUGGACCUGAGCUACAAUCACCCAGGAGAUUCAUUCAUUGAUAAAUUCAACCAUCAAAACUGCACACUGGAUAAACUUAAGUACAUUGAGCAGGAAGAGUUUGACUUUAUUUCUUUCAUACAUUUACAAAAGUUUUUACUGAGAAUAAACUGAGAGGUUUAGCUGCAGUUAUACUACAGGGCUGUUGAAUGCUUGAUUCUGAUUGAUUGACAAACUUUCUAAGGUGCUCAAAUAUUGUCAAGUAAAUGCAGAGCUAAAGUAAUUCCAGGCAGGUCUCAACUAAAUUAGAGAAUGAUUUUUUCCCGCUCCAUGUCCAAUACAAAGGAACACAAAUGUAGUACAGACACACACUAACACAAACACAUUCAAACAUACACAUGCACAGGAAUGUGUUAGUGCUGC